Naegleria gruberi is the source of this 1080-nucleotide messenger RNA. RefSeq lists its product as uncharacterized. Gene Ontology annotation, molecular function: ATP binding; MAP kinase kinase activity. The transcript is spliced from 3 exons. Lineage: Eukaryota; Heterolobosea; Eutetramitea; Acrasida; Naegleriidae. Bases 1 to 1056 code for a protein of 351 amino acids. The record is from RefSeq and is a predicted model, not a curated record. Gene Ontology annotation, biological process: MAPK cascade; protein phosphorylation.
AUGAAUACGGAGAGUGAAGCUCCAAGAAGAGAUUACGAUAUUACGCAAUCGGGUAGUUUUACUAAGGGAGAAUUUAAAAUUAAUAUGAGUUGGAAGAAUAUGUCUUUGAAUGAUUUGGAAACUUUGCAUAUGCUCGGAAAGGGAUCAUCAGGCAAUGUUUAUUUGGUUUCUCAUAAAGCAUCGGGACAGUUCCUUGCUUUGAAAUACAUUUCUGUUUUUGAUGAUCAAAAGAGAAAGACAAUUAUUAACGAAUUACAAACUCUGUAUACCGCUUCAUCAGAAUUUCUGAUUGGGUUUUUCGGUGCAUUCUAUCAGGAAGGAAAUAUUCAAAUUGCUUUAGAGUACAUGGAAGGAGGAUCAUUGAGUGAUAUUAUAAAGACUGUUCAAGGACCAAUUCAAGAGAAAUUCUUGGCCAGAAUUAUACAACAAGUAUGUUUGGGAUUGAAGUACUUGCACAAGGAACGUCACUUGGUACACAGAGAUUUAAAGCCAGGUAAUAUUCUUUUUAAUACUAAGGGACAAUUUAAGAUUUCAGAUUUUGGAGUCAGUGCUGAGCUUGAUAAUACAGGUGCAGAAUGUGGAUCAUUUGUUGGAACUGUUACCUAUAUGAGAUUGGAAGGAAAAAAGUAUUCAUUUGCUAGUGAUAUCUGGGCUUUGGGUAUUAUUGUUUUGGAAUCUGUCACAGGUAAAUUCCCAUUCAGAGAUGAACAAGAUGAAGCUAUUGGAGUUUUCUGGGAAUUAUUGAAUACAAUCAAGACGAAGGAACCACCAUCCAUCUCUACAAACAUGGGCUACUCAAAGGAUGUUUGUGAUUUUAUUGCUCUCUGCCUUCAAAAGGAUCCAAAACAAAGAGCCACUGUUUCUGAUUUAUUGGAACACCCAUUCAUUUCCAAGCAUUGCACACAUACACCAACAAGUGCAUCUGAAUGGCAACAAUAUAACAAUUGGAUAAAUCAACUCGUCAAGAUUCGUUCUCAAACUGAAAAAUCAGCUCAAUUAGAUCAAAACAUAAAGACUCAAAGUCUUGAGAAUAAACUAAAAGCCAUGGUGUUGUAAUAAAUUGAAAUCAAACUUCCAUUG